Gadus morhua (Atlantic cod) is the source of this 3394-nucleotide messenger RNA. RefSeq names its product fibronectin type III domain containing 7a (gene fndc7a). Bases 262 to 2754 code for a protein of 830 amino acids. The record is from RefSeq and is a predicted model, not a curated record. The transcript is spliced from 14 exons. NCBI's taxonomy places the organism in Eukaryota, Metazoa, Chordata, Actinopteri, Gadiformes, Gadidae. Gene Ontology annotation, molecular function: protein binding.
GAUACGUACAAGAACCGCAGAGAGACAUACCUCCUCUCUCCUGAUAGGCUGACCCUAAAUCCCAGAGGAGGAGGAUUCUAACAUUCGGGCUCUCUGGUUAGUGCUGAUUUGCUGAAACAAUAAAGAAACGGCCGAGUGAAGGAAGAAAAAAAUAUAUUAAGUUAAAUUUAAGGAUGAGCUCCCCUUGCCAAAGGUCAAAGACAAGAAGAUCAACAGCCCGGAGGCACACUCUCUCUGGUUAAGAAAUACUUCACAUAAGACAUGGCAGGUACAGGUUUAAGGAUGCAUGCACUGUUCCUGCUGCUGGGUUUGUCACAGAUUUGCACUGCAGAUCAUCAUCAUCAUGUGUCCGUGUACACGGUCACGUCUUACAGUGUGACCAUGCAGUGGCCAGCAUACCCCGGCGCCAGCCACUACAGGGUCCAGGCCACGCCCCAGCUCAAUCCGGGACAUUCUACCGCCUUUUCCACGUUCAACGGCAACAUGGCUGUCGGAGGCCUCAACACCCUGUCCGCCAACACGGUAUACACCAUGCAGGUCGAUGCGAUGGACGAUGAGCUCAACGUCCUCAGCACCAUCGGGACGAAGGAGGCGCUCACAGCUCCUGAGGUGCCAGAGAUCACACUGGCCUACUCAAAGCAGAGCAGCAGCAUCACCGUGGAGUUCAACAAUGUGACGGGGGCCACCGGAUACAUCCUGAGGGCCAUGUCCGACGUGGACGACUUCUUUGAGGAGACGGCGGUCAACGAGUCCCCGGGCACGAUCCAGGGGCUCGAUCCCUUCACCGACUACACGCUCAGUGUCAUGUCCGUCAACGCCGGUGGGCGGAGCCAGCCUUCAUACAACUACGAGCUCAGGACAGUGGUGACGGCUCCGCAGCUGACCACUAUCUCCGAGACCAACAGCACCAUCAACGCGAGCUGGCCCCCGGUGGAGCACGCCGCGUUCUACUCCCUCUACAUCUUCCAGACACCGAGCACCAACAAUCUCACCACCUACAUCACCAACCAGACCUCCUUCACCUUCGACGGCCUGAGCCCCGGCACAUAUUACUGCAUCAAGGCCACCGCCUCGGAUCAGGACGGGCGAGCCGGAGACCACAACCGCACCUGCCAGAUCACACGUCCCCCGACCCCGAAGCCGGUGGAGGUUCUGCUGGCCAUUGGGCAAAUUCGGGUGCCGGCCGUCAGGGUGUACUUUGGGUCCUCUAAAGGUGCUGACACCUACUUUGUUGAAUCCAGCACUGGGCAGAACUGCACUCCUCAUCAAAGCUUGAGCCUAAACUACUGCAUCAUAUCCCCGCUGGUGUGCGGUCAGAACCUCUCCGUCAUGGUCACCGCCGCCAACACGGCAGGCCCCAGUGUUCCUUCAGCUGAGGAGGACUUUCAGACAUACCCGUGUCCUCCGGAGCGCAUCUGGGUGGAGGAGCCCUGGCCCGCCAGCUGCAGGGUGGCCUUCAGCCUGUCGCCCAUGGCUGACUUCUACAUGGUGUUCGUGAAGCGCGACGACGGCAUCGAGAUGAACUGCAACACCACGGGCGCGCCCUGCCCCUUCACCUGCACCUGCGGCUUCACCUACUUCUCCACCGUGUUUGCCCACAACCCGUCCGGCUCCAGUCCCUGGGGGGCCGUGGCCAACUACACCACCAUUCCUUGCUGUCCAGAGAACGUUACCGUGCAGCUGGUUUCCACGGAGACGCUGGAGAUAGAGUGGGUGCCGGUGCGAGGGGCGGACCUCUACGAGACGCGGGCGGAGCAGACGGAAGGCGUGAUCCACUGCAACGACACGUCGCCGGUGUGCGCGCUGUCGGACCUGAGCUGCAACACCUGGUACUCAGUGGUGGUCACGCCCUGCAGCGAGCUACGGGGCUGCAACGUCAGCUGCCAGCCGCAGCAGCACGAGACAGCUCCGUGCACCCCGCAGAUCCACAACCUGACCCAGGCCAGCGAGUCCAGCAUCACGGUCCACUACACGACCCCCAACGGGCCCAGCACCAACUACUCUGUCUCGGCGGUGGGACGCAUGGACACGCACCACUGCCACUCGCAGUCCGCUUCCUGUGAGCUCACGCAGCUGCCCUGUGGGGCCGUCUUCGAGGUGGUGGCGGUGGCCAGCAACGCCGUCGGGCCGAGUCUGCCUAGCUUCAGCGUUCCUCUGGAAACAGGUCCCUGCUGUCCCUCCAACCUGAGCGUGAUGCAGGUGACCCAGGCCAUGUCCAACGUGACGUGGGGCCCCAGCCUCGGCGCACGCUCCUACAUGACGGCCCUGACCGCGCCGCGGGGCCACGCCCAGUGCCACACCAUGAGCACGCACUGCCUGAUGGGAUGCCUCACCUGCGGCACCAACUACAGCGUGAACAUGGAGGCCAUCAGCAGCACGGGGCACGUGUCCAACUGUAGCUACAGCGGAUUCUCAGCCAGCGCCUGCUGCCCCACACACGUCAAGCUCCAUCGGAUGUCCAACCACUCCAUGAGGGUGUCCUGGCGGUCCUCCGCGCCGCCCCACCAGAACUACACGGUGGCCGUGUCCGGCGCGGGCUCCAACCACACGUGCACGCAGGCCCCGUCCAGACGCUACUGUGACGUGCAGAACGUGACUGUGUACACGUGCGGCGACGUGUACACAGUGGCGGUGGCGCCGGUCAACAGCGACGGCAGCGUGGUCAGCUUCUGCCCACAGAGGAUAUAUGCCGUCUCUUGCUCAGGCAACAGUGUUGGAAUGGCGAUCUACCGUGGAAGGGUUAGUACGGGUUAAAUGUGUGGAAACCCCCCCCCCCCCCGGUUGGACACAAGGAUACGUCUGCUACACGCUAAGCUGAAGAGUGAAGAGUGAAGAUAGAAUAUCUAAAAUAUCACCUUGUUUGUUGAGACAUGCCUUUUGUUUUGCUGCAACUGCUAUUUUUCCGAGACAGAGCCAAAAUGCAAUAAAUACGAUUUUACACAUCGGCCUGUAUUCAAUCUGAAACAUAAACAUUAUGAUUGGGUGAAGAUUGUUUAAACGAAAAUAAGAAUCAUGAAUAUUAAAAGGCCUGCAAUAAUUCCAUGGAAAAAUCCCAAAUAGAAUCUUUUGAAGACAACGACGAAAGAGAAUCAAGAAAAAAUAUAUUUCCCAAAGUAGAAAAGCCUCCAUUGGUGGAUGCACUGUCAUUGAUGCCUCUUGGGUUCAAAAGGUCGCUGUUGGAUUUUGGAAUACGGUAAAUGUAAUAGUGGAUAGGCAGAAAGUAUCCAUGGUGAAGGCCUGGAGUCAUCAUGUGUGGCAGUGUCCCCUACGGAUGAUAUGUCUGAUCAGAUACCUGGGGAAGCCGAUUCCAUGUUAACGCCUGCAUUCACUGCAUUCAUGACAUCCCCGGUGACUCUGUACACAAAUAAAGCACAACCUUUCUUAUGCAUGACAA